CGUGGUAAACAGCAUCAGCGAUGUCUGCAGCUACUGACGGGCCACCUGCUUCUGAACAGGUACGUGGGCGAGAUCAUCUCGGAAGCAGAAGCGGAGAUGAGGCAGAAUGACACUUACCUGUUCAGCCUUGAUGAUAAGCCACAAGAUCUAUAUUGCAUCGAUGCUCGUUUCUAUGGAAACAUCAGCCGCUUCCUCAAUCACAUGUGCGAGCCCAACUUGUUUGCCUGUCGAGUGUUCACGACGCACCAGGACCUUCGUUUCCCACACGUUGCCUUCUUUGCCAGUGAAAACAUCAAGGCUGGAGAGGAGCUCGGAUUUAACUACGGCGACCACUUCUGGGAAGUCAAAAGCAAGCUGUUCAGCUGCGAGUGCGGCUCCUCCAAGUGCAAGUACUCGUCGGCGGCCAUGGCGUCGCUGCAGGCCGACAGCACGCCGGAGAACCAGCAGCAGCCCAGCGCGUCACCUGACACCAGCUCUUCCAACAGUCCCUCCAGUCCUUCCUAAAAACCCUCGUCACACUAAACUCGGCUACACGUACACUCGGCUGACGGACACACGCCUGCCUCCACUUUUACUGUAUCUCCUCCCUGACGAAAACCACGGACCAUCGACCUUUGUGAGUCACACAGAUGCACAAUCAGAUCCUGGAAGAACUUGCGGCUCCUUUAUUCCACCUUGUGUAACAUGAACAGCUGGAGGGCGGCGACAUCACGCACAGCAAAUCUCACAGGGACAAUAAAAACUGUCUUUACAUUUCAUACAUGACUUUACCAGAAAGGAGAACUGUGCAUUUAGUCUUUUUUUUUUUUUUUAAAUGAUCGUUUGAAAUUGUUAAAUGGCUUUUCUUACAGAGUCAUGAUCGAGGAACUUUGGGGUCGUGGGACGAGGGUGUCACCUCAGCGUACAGCUGGGUUUAACUUGUUUGACCUUUGCGGUCAUUUAUCAUGAACCAUUCCAGCAAAAUUAGCUGAUAAAUAUUGUCGCCACCUUUUUGUGUCACUUCAUUUUUGUCACAGUGUUUGAACAGACAUUCGCCACCGUCAUGAAUUGCUGAUUUAACUGUAAUAAGCGGAAGAGCAAUGAUGGUGCAGAAAGUGGACUGUUUUUUUUUUUUAAUUUGCCACCUGAGCGAGUAUAGAUUAAGAGAAAGACUGUACCAUUCCUCAAAAAAUGAGGCGUUUCUAGUAUAAACAAUUUGGCUGACUUUUUUAACGUCACGUUUGAGGGGAUCUUAUCGUGUCAGACAUUUUGCCACAGUUGUGGAAGAUUUAAAUUGAAAUAGAGUUUUAAAAAAAAUAAUGGUGCUGACAAAAGUUUUCACUUUUGUUUUUCAUUUUUUUUAUUACCCCGGUGAACAUAAUUUGUAAAAUAAGAGAACGUUUUAAGUUUUUUAUGUUUAAUUUUAACUCCAGUUUUCUAAUCGUAGUUACUGUAGCUGUUUUUAAUUUUGUUUCACGAUUUUGCCGACAGAAGCCAACCCGUCUUUUUAAAUGUUGUUAGUAAAGCAGUGACUGUUGUGCAAAGUCUUGAAAGGUAUAAAUGAAAAAAAAGGUUAUAAAAAUGCACUUCCAUUACGUUCUGUUACAUAUUUCUGGACCGUGAACCAUCCAUCUAAUUGGUUGUAUCUUUUUCAAUAAAUUUACUACUAAUGCAUUUAUUCUGA
This is a messenger RNA of Plectropomus leopardus (leopard coralgrouper), 1663 nucleotides long. NCBI's taxonomy places the organism in Eukaryota, Metazoa, Chordata, Actinopteri, Perciformes, Serranidae. The record is from RefSeq and is a predicted model, not a curated record.